AUGCACGGGCGUCCUCGUGUUCCUUUAGGAACUCCAGAGGACCCGGAGAAAGCCAAGGCAAGCAAGCAAAGGCUUGCGCUCUUCAGCAGACUGAGCAAUGAAGUGCUAUCGCGGCGAGCAGCUCGGCGGUAUGACCCAGAGUCCCUGGCGCUGGCAGCGAAGCUGCUGGAGCAGAACCCUGAGGUGUACACUGUCUGGAACUACCGCCGAGAGGCUCUGAAGGACACCCUCCAGGGAGAGCAUGGGUCUGAGGCAGCGGAUGCGGCAGUCAAGACAGAGCUGCAACUGACAGAGACGGUCCUGCAGAAGAACCCCAAAUCCUAUGCUGCCUGGCACCACCGCCGGUGGCUGGUGGAGCUUGGAGUCGUCUCCCUCGAGCGUGAACUCAAGAUCGUUACAAAGCUGCUGGCUGUGGACGCGCGCAACUUCCACGGCUGGGCGUACCGCCGCUUCGUGGCGGACCGCGCGUGUGUACCGCCUGAGGAGGAGGAGGCCUACUCCAUGGAGUGCAUCAACGCCAACUUCAGCAAUUUCUCCGCCUGGCACGCGCGCACCGUGCUGCUGCCCCACAUUCACGCCGCGCAGCCCACCACCACCCUCGCCGAUCUGCUCGCUGCAGACCAACGGCCCUCAGACGCUGCGCCUGCACCAGCCGCUGUUCCCGGUCCGAUACCCCGCUGGGCGCUGGGGCAGGAGUUGGAUCUGGUGCAGCAGGCGACCUUCACAGACCCGGAGGAUCAGAGCGCGUGGGUGUACCACCGGUGGCUACUCAGCCAGCUCAUGGCACAUGUCCCUGCAUCUGGCGGCAAGGGGCAGGCUUCGCAGCAAGAGGUGCAGGAAAUAAAGGACGUGGUGAGCCGAGAGAUCACUCGGUGCGAGGUGCUACUGGAGAGCGAGCCCGACAGAAGCAAGUGCAAGUGGCCCAUACUGACUAUGGCACGACUGCUGGAGCUGCGCUCCAUGCUGGACAGCGGUGAAGGGGUGGAGCAAGAAGGCUCUGCCCAGCAGCAGAUCAGGGACUUGUACACAGAGCUGAUGGAACUUGAUCCGAUGCGCAGAGGGUACUACAAAGAUGCUCUUGAAGGAAAGGCAGCAGUGGUCACAAGGCCGGUGUAA
Messenger RNA from Coccomyxa subellipsoidea C-169, 1116 nucleotides. RefSeq names its product protein prenylyltransferase. Gene Ontology annotation, biological process: protein geranylgeranylation. The coding region runs from base 1 to 1116 and encodes 371 amino acids. Gene Ontology annotation, cellular component: Rab-protein geranylgeranyltransferase complex; cytoplasm. The transcript is spliced from 7 exons. The record is from RefSeq and is a predicted model, not a curated record. Lineage: Eukaryota; Viridiplantae; Chlorophyta; Trebouxiophyceae; Coccomyxaceae. Gene Ontology annotation, molecular function: Rab geranylgeranyltransferase activity.